Messenger RNA from Stereum hirsutum FP-91666 SS1, 2448 nucleotides. RefSeq lists its product as uncharacterized. NCBI's taxonomy places the organism in Eukaryota, Fungi, Basidiomycota, Agaricomycetes, Russulales, Stereaceae. Bases 64 to 2166 code for a protein of 700 amino acids. The record is from RefSeq and is a predicted model, not a curated record. The transcript has 9 exons.
GAACAGAGGACUAGUUCCCCAGAGGAAGAUUCGGAAUCCGACUAUGACGAAGAAGUACCGGAUAUGUCGACGUUGUUCACCAGUGUUAGGGGUAACCCGCCGGAGGAACACCGCGUCCGGUUUUAUCUAGGCAAAGUCGCCGAGGACAAGCGCGAUGACCUUCGGCGGAAGAUCGAGGAGCAUGGAGGGCGUAUCAUCCCUACGCAGCCAAGUCCUGGCAAUAUUUAUAGGGACUUCAAGAAGGCAUACGUCGUACUCGUGGAGCAUGAUCAGUUACCGGCAAUGAAACGCCUGUACAAUUCCUCCUGCAACGUAUGGGCCGAAAUGUCCAACUUCGUGGAUUAUUGUAUCCAGACUAGGAAGUACAAGCAUGCCCCAGACUACGCCAAUGACCAGUCUACGCGCGUGGCCUUUACCCCGGAGGACGAGAGAAAUCUCGUCAAUUGGAUAGCUCUUAGAAUGCCAUAUCCUGAGCACCCCCGCAUGGGUGACAAGGAAUAUCAAGAUCUCUGCAAAUAUGCGUCCACCAAUCAUAAUCAGUGGGCCAAAAGGCAUCCUUGGCGCUCGUGGCGUGAACGCUAUAGAGCUCAUCAAGAAAGGCUGGAUCAGGAUAUCGCUGAUGUGGUCGCGAAAUAUCCACCCGACACACACGCGAAAGGUAUGGCUCCGAUGACGGGUCAGAAGGGGCGGUCCAGGAGGGGCCGGCGGGAACUGCACCGCGAGUCGGAUGAGGAAUACAUCGAAGGAGUUUACGAUAACACCAUGGCAACCGAGAAUGAGCCACAGCCUCACACAAGGCAACGACCAAGCCGCAGGCAGCACAUAGCGCCACGGGACAAUCGCAAUGGCCGUCACAACGAUACGAUGCCAGAGGCGGAAGAAGAAGAGGAACAGGAACAGGAAGAGCAGGAACAGGAAGGGCGUGAACAGGAAGUGGAAGUGGAAGGGCAGGAAGAAGGGCAAGAGUCCGAACAAGUGGAGGAACACGACCAAGAUGAGGAGUACGAGCAGAAUGAGGAGCACGAGGCAGAGCACGAGCACGAGCAGGCACCGGUGCAGGCCUCCCUUAAGCGUCGUGCAAGGGGAUCCGAGCGGAGCGACGGCGAACAGCCCCGGAGGCCUCAGUAUGCCCACGUUGAUCUGCGGGACGAUGCUGGUGCCCCGCCCGAGAAACGACGCAGGGUGUCACAGCCGAUGGCCCACGAGACUCCCCCUCAGAGUAAGAACGAGAAGGAUCAAGAUGAUGGACAGACCGAUCAUAUCGCUCACGAGUUCGAACUGGGGCCCGGUCAAGGACUCCAGACUCCUUACAUUGACGAGGAAGACGAGGAAGACGAGCUCGCCGAUGACGACCAGGACAUGGACGACGAUGGACCAGGCGAGUACGACGAAAACGUUGUAUUCGAGUCAGGGGAUGAUGGAGCAGAGGAGCCAUUCUACCAAGUGGCCGAAGAUCACGACGCCAACAUGGAUCAGAUCGCCGCCAUGCUCGAUGGUCAGUUGCCGAUUGAAGACCAAGAGAUGUAUGAUCAGGAAGAGAUCGAACAGGAUGACCAUGAAGAGAUUGAAGAGGAGCCAGAACAGGUUGUGCAAGUGACAGCUGCUUCUCGUCGGCGUGCUGCAGCUCAAGUCGAGGUCGUCGUCGAGAAGAAGGGCAAAGGACGUGCUAAGUCCCAUCGUUCACGUUUCGCCAAUGUUGUCGACGCGGAGCCACCCUAUCGCAACACUCGCUCUCGUUCCCAUUCAGUCGAACCCACCGUUCAGCAGACAGCACAUUCCGGCAAGUCAACUGAUGUGGUGGCGAAAAUGCAGCCUAUCGACGAGAAUGGGUUGGAAGGACAGGCCGAGGACAUUGGUUCUGAGGACGACUCUGACGAGGUUCACGGGAUAAUUGAUGGACCUAACGCUGAAAGACAGCAAUCACUGUCUCUGAGCGACGAUGACCUCCAGACUUCGCACCGCCUCUCCACCAGCACGCGUCUUCCCCCUGUCUCUCCUCUCGACGAAUCUGAUGAAGAAUAUCUUCCCGAUUCCAAGACUCUGAUCCGCGAUGUAUUGUCGUCGCCCAUCCAUGAUGAACGAGGGAUAUCUUCCGCUCUUCCGUACACCAAAAUGGCCACCACUAUUAGACGUUCAAGUGCUACCUCAGGAACGGAUGGACGCUAAGAAUAGCAAUAACGUUGUCAGGAACGAUGGUGCAUCCUCUGAUGUGCCGUCGCCGAAUACAAGAGAGUGCGUAGAAGAGGACGGAUUGGUCGGAGUCGAGGAAGGGGAACGGAAGUCUUACACAUAUGCGCCGGGUGCGCGUGCUGCGAAGCUUGGAUCACGGAGGACCGGUCGGGGAAGGUGAAACCGGUAGGAUCAUGUUAUAAUGAUUCCUCUAAGGAAGGUUGAGUAGAUGUAUUUAGCCUCUCAAGCAUGUUUAUUCUUCAUGGCCAAUGAUUUCUC